CGAGUCUGGCACUGGUGGUAUAGUCUGCUUAGAUCUGCCCACACACAACACAUUCCACCGAGCGAUUUCAAUCGAGGCAAACAUCAUCUGUCAAGGGGGCUGGAAAGGAUUCAUCUAUUGUAGCUGGAUCUGACAAUCUCGUGCAUCGACUGCACCGACUGCACCGACCGCCAUUGACCUACAACUUGAUCAUAUUGACUUGGGCGCGGCUCACUGCCAAGGCGCACUUCUAUUAUGUCUACCGAUCCGUACAAUGCUGUUCAGCAAGACAUUCAAGCCUCACUUCAGACCGCCGCCACACUGCGUGCCUCGUUCCUGCGGAUACGCAGCACCGCCAAGGAGGAUAGUGAGGAGCUAGUUUGGGCGAGGAACGAGCUCAAGGCAACGCUUGCGGCACUUGGAGCCGACUUGGAGGACCUGGAAGAGAGCGUCAAGAUCGUCGAAUCGACUGGAGCGCGCAUGUUCGGUCUAGAGGAAGCAGAGGUCAUGGAGCGCAGAAAAUAUGUUAGCCAUGUACGACGGGAGAUUGAUACCAUGAGGGCGGAAGUGGAGUCUGAUCAGACUGAGACGCGUCCAAGGCCGCGGUCUAAAAUUGGAAUAUCUCCAAGUCUAUCUCGCAAUGGCAGCCGAAUUUCUUCUCCCGCACCUGGCGGUGACGAUCAGGCUGAGUGGGCGAGACAGGAACAAGAAAUGAUGGUUCGUCACCAGGAUCAGACGAUGGACAAUAUUGCUGGGACGGUGAGCACAUUGCAUGAGCAAGCAGGUCUGAUGGGCCGCGAGAUCGGUGAACACAUGGAAAUGCUUGAUGACCUCGAACGCGGAGUCGACCAUUCAGGCGCUAAGCUGGAUAACGCUAUGCAUAGAAUCAAGAAAUUCAUUCGUCAAACGGAAGAAACGAAAUCUGGAUGGUGCAUCAUAAUCCUCAUAAUUAUUCUCAUGGCAUUGCUACUAGCAGUCAUUCUUGUAUAACGCUUUGCGUGUCUUGCGCAAACCUUCUGCUUUCACUGGCAUUCCUUCAUUUCGAAUGAUACCCACUUCGAUAUCUUACCGUGUCUCAUGGCGCGGUAACAUUUUCUACACCAUAUCCCUUCGCACAAAAACCGCAUCCGGAAGAGUCGCCGCUAUAUUGACCGGCAUCUUUGCGUAUUUUAACGGACGUGGACAUUGUAUAAUUUUACUGAGCCUAUGGUCAGGUUGAUAAUGAGUUGCAACGACGUUACCUAGGAAAAGCCAAGACGACUGCAUUGCAACCGCUCUCAUGUUUUCUGAUGAAGCAAUCUGACGUGCAAGGCGUUCCCCUGGAUCCCCG
Molecule: messenger RNA, 1309 nt
Organism: Laetiporus sulphureus 93-53
Lineage: Eukaryota; Fungi; Basidiomycota; Agaricomycetes; Polyporales; Laetiporaceae
Exons: 8
Coding region: 235-969 (244 amino acids)
Biological process (GO): Golgi vesicle transport
Cellular component (GO): membrane
Source: RefSeq, a predicted model, not a curated record